Messenger RNA from Salarias fasciatus (jewelled blenny), 1244 nucleotides. It is a transcript of the gene ccn6, whose product is annotated as cellular communication network factor 6. The transcript is spliced from 6 exons. Lineage: Eukaryota; Metazoa; Chordata; Actinopteri; Blenniiformes; Blenniidae. Gene Ontology annotation, cellular component: extracellular region; extracellular matrix. Gene Ontology annotation, molecular function: heparin binding; integrin binding. The record is from RefSeq and is a predicted model, not a curated record. The coding region runs from base 1 to 1149 and encodes 382 amino acids. Gene Ontology annotation, biological process: positive regulation of cell differentiation; signal transduction; cell adhesion.
AUGUCGUCCACGUACCUCUUCCACAUACCCAUUCCUGCCCUCACCUCCCACCCUCACCCCCACCCACGGGUCCAUCCCACCUUCCCAUGCCUCAUCCCGAGAGCGCUCCGCUGGAGUCGCACAAGGCUCCAGUCCUGGAAGAUGCUGUCCCUCCUCUGCCGUUCCCUGCUGCUCAUCCUCGCUCAACAGUGCUUCAGCAAGGCUCAGAAUAAUGCACAGCUGAUCAAUGACAGAGGGAGGGCUGCAUCUGAGAGGAGGCAGUUCUGCCAGUGGCCCUGCAAAUGCCCCCAGAGACCCCACUGCGCCCCGGGGGUCAGCUCCGUGCUCGACGGCUGCGGCUGUUGCAAGACCUGCGCCCGGCAGAUCGGACAGCCGUGCAACGAGAGGGAUGUGUGCGACCCGCACAAGGGCAUGUACUGCGACUUCUCCCUGGACCAGCCGCGGUUCGAAGUGGGAGUGUGUGCCUACCUGAUGGCGGUGGGCUGCGACCUGAGUGGGGUUCACUAUGAGAACGGGGAGGCUUUCCAGACGUCGCCCCUCUAUAAGUGCACGUGCCUCGCCGGCGCCAUCGGCUGCGUCCCCGCCUUCAUCCAGAAGCCGGCGGCGCUGCAGGGCCCCGCCCCGCUGAGGGGCAGCGUGCCAGCAGGCCUGCUGGGCCACAACACGCUCCAGCAGCGCUCCAGCUACAUGUCAGCCUGGAAGAAGAACUGCCUGGUGCAGACCACCCCGUGGAGCCCAUGCUCCGUGACCUGCGGCCUCGGCAUCUCCGUGCGCAUCAACAACGACAACAACAAGUGCGAGAUGAGGAAGGACCGCCGCCUGUGCCUGCUGAGACCCUGCGACAAGACUGUGACGAGCAGCAUCAAGGUGGCAAAGGCUAAGACGUGUCGGCCCAAGUUUCAGGCCAAGAGAGCGGAGAAGCUGACGCUGUCGGGCUGCACCAGCACCAGGAAGUUCAAACCCACGUACUGCGGCACGUGCACGGACGACCGCUGCUGCACACCCAACAAGUCACGCAUGAUCUCGGUGACCUUCGCCUGCAGGGGAGGCUCCAGCACGCAGUGGAAGAUGCAGUGGAUCACUUCCUGUGUGUGUCAGAGGAAGUGCAGCGAGCCGGGAGACAUGUUCUCUGACCUGCGUCUGCUGUGACACACUCCCAUCAGGCCGAGGUCCGCAGAGGAAAACCCAGCUCAUCUCAAACUACAACGGGAAAAUCAAGAGAGAUGGCUUCGGUUGACAGUCGG